AUUCGCUAUUCAACUGUUCAGUGUUUAUGUAUCGUUAGUAGUAUGCAAACGUUACGUUUAUUUUUGUUUAGGUGUUGACGAACUUUUUCGCGUAGUGUAAGUUAGAUGCGCACCGUAACCACAAAUUUCGAAAACUAAAAAAUAAAUUUGAACUUUCUUUAAAUUUUAUUCAUAAAAAAAAAGUUUCACUUUUCGACUUGUUUGUUAAUAUUGAACUUGAUGAAUAAUAGUAAUUAAUUGAUUGAUUAACUGUCGAAAAUAAUAUCUCGUUUAGUGCAUAUAGAUUGAAGGGUAAAUUUAUUACAAAAAAACAUACAAGUGUCAGAUUCAUAUACCUAUCAUCAGCUGUCCGGGGUUCCGAUUCAACAGAACUGCGCAAUCUCACACCCCACCUCGCUCGCCAUAGAGGAGAACAGCUGAGUUGAGAUACAAACUCAAAACAUACAGUUCGUGUUUUCAGUAUACAUCUAACCAUUGAAGGAGAUAGUGUAAUAUGCUAAGAUAGCUGGGUGCAAAGCACUUAGGACUUAGACAAAUUUUUUCUCCUGCUAUAAGUGACUCGAUUUAGUGGGUGUUGUGCGAUUUUUUUUUUAUUUAUUUAAUUUGGAUAUGUUGCCUCAAAAUAUGGAUUCUUCAAGAUCGGAGACACUUUCUUUGAGUGGUCAGCCUAUUUUUGGUUCGCAAUUGGUUGAUAAAAAUUCUGCUACUCCCUACUCUGAUGCUACUCAGACGAAGAAAAAUAAUCCGAACCACAUCAAGAGGCCAAUGAACGCGUUCAUGGUGUGGUCUCAAAUAGAACGUAGAAAAAUUUGCGAAGUAAGUCCAGAUAUGCACAACGCCGAAAUUUCCAAAAAAUUAGGUAGGCGAUGGAAACAAUUGAAUGACGAAGAACGUCAACCGUUUAUAGAAGAAGCAGAACGACUCCGUCAAUUACACCAAAAGGAAUACCCCGAUUACAAAUACCGUCCCAGAAAGAAAAGUACCAAACCAGCUCCUAAGAGUAGUUCAUCCAAAAAAACUAAAAAGCCUGGUAAAAUACAGAAGAACGACACUAAUAAUAACAAUAGCACCGUAUUAAACGAAAAGAUUUUUGCUAGACGUAGUACAGUGCCAGAAUCGGUUGCGUCGAAAUUGAAGUUUAGGUUGACGAACGUCGUAGAACAGAGGCAGGUGAAUAGGGUAGUAGAUACAGAAGAUAAUAUAAGACAGAGUAUGCCUUUGCCUCCGAUGAGCUUCCUAGCUAAAGUCCCGUCGAGUCCCUCUUGCGAAACUCCAGAUUCCCCAGAAAGCGCUACCAUAUACGACGAUACAUGGGUCAAUAAUUUUAGCACAGUGAAAGAGGAACCCGAAGACAGGUUGUCACAUUCUCAAAUAGCGACAGCUACCUUAGAUGACCUCGACAGGAUUGACGACUUGUUACCAAUGGACGGGAAUAUUCUAGAAGAACUGGCAGAUAUAGAUACGAACUUCGACACAGCAUCGAAUUGUUCCGCGUCUCAUUUAGAUUUCUCUUGUCCCAAGGAUAUCCCAAUGUUCUCGAAUAUAGAGAACGCUUGGUGCGAAAUACGAACCGAAGAUUUUUUAAUGUGUUGAAAAAGAGACUAAGACUGUUUUUUUUUUGAGAUUCUACUGUGUGUGGAGGCACAAUUAUUGUUAUUAAUAUUCUGGGGUUGGUCCUCAUUAUAUAUAUAAAACGAUGACCACAUCGACAAUUUUUAUAUUGUUAUAUAAAUAUUAUUAACCCCGACAUUGAUCUCAUUUUGCGUUUAUUAUUUUUGUAUUUAUCAUUAUGACGUAUUACCAGAAUCUACCAGUUUCACGUAAGACAGUCAUUUUAGAUCGAGAAAUCGAAACCACAAUUAAGAAAAAUCUUUGUAAAUAUAAAUAUUUUUUUAAAAGUGUGUUAAUUAACAAACAUUAGACAAUUUUUUGGUAUCAAGGAAUGCAGAAUACCAAUCUAAUGAUAGUAUACUAACAACUAGUUUUGUCAAAAAUACUUUGAUACGAUUUGAAAAAUACACUUAUCUAUUAACUGAUAGGGUAAUAUCUUCCAGCUGGUUGAUUAUAAUAGUUUCAAAGUUUUUUACUAUCCCAAAAUGAAUUAUAAGAAAGGAAAUUGUCACAAAGAUUAAAUCAAGUGAAUGACGAGAAGUUAUAGAAACAUUUUAUCAGCUCAUUUGUUUUUAUCUUUUGGUCACCCAACUGUCACAAAACUUCAGAAUCCUACUUUAUGACUUAUUCCAAGGACUGAAAUUGGGAAAAUUGGAAAACUUAAAGCUAAGGAAAUGUAUUUAAUGGUCAAAAACCAUUAUGUAAAAACUACAAGGUGUGCUAUAGCGCACCAGCUGGGAAGCAGCCAAUGAGAAUUCGCUCCAAAACGAUGCGCCAAUUUAGGAGCGAAUUCUCAUUAAGACUGUUUUGUCCUCCAGAUUUUCAUUCUCUUCUUUCUUUUGAUAAUAUCAACUUUGUUCGCGGUAGACAUCCUGAACAUGUUCUGUCACCAGUUUCAUCCGCAGUGUGAAAUUGUGCGUUCGUGGUGCUAAUAAAACAAUCAAUGUUUCAAAUCCUGUAUUCGUGGAGCACAGAUUUCUGAUUCCGAACGUGUUCUGAAUACGUCCAAUGUAUCCUCGGACAAAUAUUUUUAAUCUGGCGCAUGUGCAUUCAUCAUUUUUGUGAUAUUUAUCAAUUAAUAUUAUGAUUUUAGUUGUUCAUAAAUCGUUCGUGAAGCAAUGUAUGUUCAGAACAUAUUCUGAACAAAGCAUAAGCAUUUGACAUGUCCAGACGAUAUUCAGUAUACAUUAGGAAGGUGUUCAAAUUAUCUACUGCGAACGAAGCUAUUGAAUUUUGAAUAGUAAAAGGAUUGAAAUUAGGCGAUGUAGAAGCUGAGAAAUAACAGGAAUGUUUUUACUGGCUAAAAACUGUCCUCGUACAAACUUGGUUUUCAAACAUUCGCAAGAUCCUAGAUCUAAACAUUUUCAUUGGAAGUUCCGCUUCUGAAAAUAACCCUAAAACCAUAUGAUUAAAAGACCGUUGAUCUGUUGGAACUUUGCAAAAGUUUCCUUCACGUCUUCUCAAAAUUUACGUCACUUAUUUUCGUAACUUAAAAUGGCGAUUUCAUAUUUAUUACUCAUCACUUAUCAUCUGCAGAUACUCCCUACGUUGCCAGUUUCAUUAAUCAAGUCACACUUCUUGUUUUUCAUCGUCAUUUAAAUACAAGUCGAUUACUGCAGCAUAUUUCUAAUAAACACUAAUAACUAUUUUACCACAAAUAAUAGAUUUGUUCGCGCGUCAGUUUCCGAAUCAAUUUUAGACCCGAUCGCAUGUACUCUUUCAAAAUAAUCGUUCGUAGAUCGCCCACUUCUGAAUUUUUAGUACAAGUUUCGUGUUCGCAGGUCAUUCGAUUCCUUUAAUUAUUCGUUCGCGGUAAAUCAACAUCCUGAAUGGGUUCGUAAUCAAGCAAGCGCAAUACAGCGAUACUAAAUUGAUUAACAACUGAUUCAGAAUCUAUUCUGUAUUGACUCGCGACAAAUCUAAUGAUGUUGCCCAGUACGUAAUUUGAGUAGAUUAUAUGCCAAGAAUGAAGGGAAAUAGUCACAAGGACUAAAAUCCAGCGAAUUUGGGAAAUGGCCAAAUAUGACUGUGGCAAUAAUUUAUCCAUAAUUUUCAAAAUGACUUCUGGUUAAAUCUUAGUAGAACUACUUAAAUUUGACAAAAUUCCGUGUAAUCGCUUCUCAAAGUAUAAAUCAUUUAUUUUUGGAACAACAAAUGACCAAAGUAAAAGCAUCUGUAAGUCCUCGAAGUGUAGAAAGCUCGAAGGCGUAUUUUCAUGAAACCAAAUAUGAAAAUUAAAAAAUCCUGUCAAUUCGAUUUGUAAUUUAUUUUGACCAAUGACACUACUAAAUCGUUUUUCCCAGUUACUGCAACCCUUGUGCCAAAUUUGAUCUAAUCAAUACCCUAUUGUGGUUUUUAAUUUUAUUAAUUCUCUCUAAAGUGACUGAACACUAAUAGUGCCUAGCUCAGUACGUUUGUCGACCCGGCAAGCCCGGUAUUAGGUUUUCGACUUUUUAAAUACUGUUACCUUAUAAACAUGGUAACAGAACACAAAAACAGGCUGUGAUUCAUCUGUUUGAUGACCAAUAUUUAGUUGUCAAAAGUCCGUGUAGUCAUUUUAACGGUUCUGCUACUGCUUAAUUUCCUUUGGAUUUCACCGACGAAUAUGUUGAUAUUAAAAAGUUGUUAGCCAAUUAGUAUGCAGUCAAUUUGAGAAAAAGUUAUGAGAAUUAUCUUUUCUUUAAAUAACUAAUUAUCAAUAUACCAAAUUUUCGGCAUAGCAGAUACUGUUUUUAGCGCUUAUGGUGCAUCAUUGAUUCGGAAUAGUUUCCAAAACUUGUCAAUUUUUGUAAAUAUUUCAAUUUUAAAAAAGAAUGCAUACUUUUUGGCGUUAGAUAUCGGGUGCAUUUAGCCAUUUUAAUCCGAUGUGUAUUUUUUCAUUAUUCCCUAUAAGUGUGUACAUCUAGUGUUUUCAAACUAAUUUUGUCGGAUGAACUGAGCAUGCGUGCUUCUUAUUCGAAAAAAUAUCCACGUUAAUUAUGCUGUCAAUUAUCAAUUGCUUUCGGUGUCAAAUAUAAUCAGAAGGACUUGUUUAGUCAGUUCUAUUACUGAUUAAAUAGGGCAAAACUUAAGAUACGAUUUUUAAAUUUCAAUGAAAAUCAUCUCCAACUACCGCGCAACUUCUUAUUUCUUCGAUCCAACCAUACAAGUACUUGAUUCAAUUAUUUCAUAGUUUUGUCUUUUCAACAUUCGCUCGAUUUCCUAAUGUGUGAGAGUGAUAACAUUUAGAAUUCAAAUCAUAAAUUUGACAAUUUUAAGAAGAAGUUUGUAAAGUAUCAAUAAAUAAGUCCUCGGUAUAACCAAUAACCAAUUUUCCAACUUUUCUUCGCCAUUUUUAUUAAACCGAAAAAAUGUUUUCUUUAAAGUCAUAACUUUCUAAUAUUUUUUUCCUUUGGGCAUUUUUGUCUUGUCUAAAAAUAAGCAAUAGUCGUUGGGGGCUAAAUCUAGAGGAUAUGGUUGACGUUUCUCCUAUGUUAUUUCCAAAUAGUCGAUAAACAAUAUGUGAGAUGCUUGCUUCAGGUGGAUACUGGUCCAGGUCACGUAGAUGAAGUCGUUUCGAAUGUAGUGUAGGAUCCAGUGACUAUCGACACUAAAAAUAUUUUUUACUUUCCCUAAACAGAUCCAAACAAUAAAACUAUUUGAAUGAUUAACUCAUUAUUGUUUAUGGCCUAAUGUGAGGUAACGUCACAGCCAUUCGAAAAGAAGCUUUUUAAAGUGAUAGCUCAUCCAUCUAUUUAUCUCUCUAAAUUUUGGUUUCCAAUUAUUGGACUUAUCGAUAGAUGUAAAAUUGUUAUCAAGUCCAUUAUGGUCAAUGAAAAGACAAAUUUGGUGGAUACUUGAGAUAAUAAUACGUGGUUAUAAUUGAAAAAAUUAUUCUCAUAGAGGUAGUUAUAAUGUAACAAUGGAUGUAUUGGAAUAAACAUCGGAUAAAAAUUGUUUAUACACAAUACCUCUUAAUUUUCUUAUGUCACGAAAAAGAUAACACUGUUGCAAAUUAACCGUAUCGAAUUGAAAAAGGUGAAAAAUACUCAAUGUUUUAAUGGAUUUGGAUAAUACAAUAGUUCUAUUAGAAUAACUUCAUAUCAUACUCGAUACUACAAGCCAAAAGUUUAAGACCAUCUUAAUUAAAGUAAUAAUAUUAAAUAAAAUAUCAAUUGUUCAAUUAAACUGUUAAAUCAUACAAUAAAACACUUGUUGGCAAUCAAUAUACUUGAAAAUCGUGUAGAAUUUUCCACAAAAAUCCUCUUAUACAUUCUGAUCUUUUUUCACAAGUCUCCGCACACAGGCAAUCAAUUUGUUGAUAUAUUGCACCAAUUUUCGCAUAAAGCAGUUUUUCUCGCGAAGACGGGCCACAAUUACAGACGUUCCUAUCAAGCUCUUCCCACAAAAGUUCACUGGGAUUGAGUUCCGGGCUCUAACGAGGUUACACUAUGUUUAUUAGUACUCUUUGUACCUGUGUCGAACAAAAUUUGGAACAAUUCUGUGGCAGUCCUGUUGGAAAAUGAUUCCCCAAUUCAAAUUAAUUGCAAACCCGGCAUGGCAUGGCAUCUUUUUCUUAAUUUUUUUGUACUGUUCCUUUUUCAUAAUUCCAUCAAUUUUGAUCAAAUGGCCAAUUCCAUAAUUAGAACUUCUUCAAUCCAAUUUUUAUGGGCAUGGUCCCACUGUAUCUGCUUUUUCCGUUAUUGUUUUGUGGUCUUAGGUUUUCGGACGGCGACACGUCCAUACAACUUCGCAUCUCUAAGUCGCCGUCUUACUAUAGUCAACGAUAAAGGUUUAACUCGAGUUUUCUUCACUACAACGCAUAUUUCUGGUGCUGUUUCGCUUGCUAGUAACUCUCGGCCUUCCCGAGCAUGAACGAUCUCAAAGAUCUCUGCUUGUUUCCCUGUAUCCAGUUAUUGCGCUAUGAACAGAAGUCUUCAAUAACUUUAAUUGUAAACUUAUCAUACUUUCGGAUUUGCAUUUAUUAUGUGAAACAACGAUGGCAGAACGCACUGCUUAUUUCGCGUGCUUUUCUCAUUUUCAGACGGGGUCUGCAGAAACCAAAACUUUAGUCUAAUGGAGAUUGUUUGCGGACAAACGGCAAACCCAUGUAACCUUAGGUAAUAAUAAGUUGGAAGCACGUGUUUUUAGAAGCUACAUAAUUAUUAUUGACCAAUGGGAAACAAAAGCGAAGCAAUUAUUUAUUAGCACAUCAUAAAAAUACAUUACUACGAGUCCACCUGGCUCUAACGCAAAGUUUGUCAGUGCUUGAAAAUAACACAUGGUUAUUGACCAAUAACUUGGAAUUAAAUAAAAAAAUGACUUCUUUAUGCAGGUAUACAUUUCCAUUAUUUAUCUCAUAGGGUUUCGUUACAAUUGAUAGAUAAUUAUGUUGUUUCAAUGUGGUCUUAAACUUUUGAACAGCAGUGUAUUUAUAAAGUAGAAGAAAAUAUGAACAAUUUUUGAUCUGCAGUCGAUUGUACGAGACUUUAGUUGGAAUUCCAAUUGAAACUGUAAUCCAGUUGUAUUUUGGGCCGAUUAAACCAACUACAAGAAAUUAUCCAGAUUGGAAUUGUUAACAAUUGAAUCGUUAGAAAUGUUAAGGUUGUUCGGAAUACCUUGAAUGGUAUGCAUAUCUUUUAUCUGGACCAUGUUUCCAGAUAAUGUUAUAGUAUUUUGAAGUGGAAAAUAGAAGUAGGAAGUAUCCGGAAUACGAAAUUUAGGACAAGGAUAUAAGAAGUUCGUGAAAUCUUUGCAAACGUCAUACGAAGACAUGAAACAAACUUUUUUUCUAAGAGAUAUUCUAUUUCGCCUUAUAUUAGUAAGUGUCUAUAUCUGAUAAGGUUCUAAAGAAUCAUUCAACUCGUUCAAGCGUGUUUCAGUUUUGUUACAUAUCAUAUAAUUUAGAUUUGCACUAAUUUUUCGUUGGAUUUUUCUCUAGCUAUUUUGUCGAUGCAUUCACUAUAAUUGUUGCAAUCCACAAUCUUUUUGCGGGGAUCAUCGAUUUUUCCAUUUGAGAUUGCUGCUAGAACUUUAUAUUUUCAUUCAAUUAUUGAAGCAUAUUGUAGAUAUUACGUGACUGUACAGAAUUAUUCGAAUUUCCAUAGUCGCAGUCGGCAGCUGUUGAUUUGUAUUUAAAUAUAAAAAGUAAUUUUUCUCAAACUGAAAAUCUACUUGUUCAAAGCUCUUUAUACUAUUUUCAUUUGGUUCAAGAUGAUACGAUUCUCUUAAUAUUUCCUUCAUUUUCUUUUUAUACAAAAUAUUUCUUGAAAUAUCAGACGCUAGUUGAUGAUUUGGUCUUUCUCUAGGACGUUCUUCUUGGUCUUUUUAUUCUAAUGGAACAUUAUUUUGGAAAAUCUAGUAUGAUUCUUCUUGUAUUAAAUAUGUUCCUUAUUUAACUUCAAUAUUAUUUCUCGCUGUAGUUAUGUUUAGUAACUUAUUCUAUACAUUAUUAACCAACACCUUCAAAUAAAAGAGAAUAGAUUAUUGAAGACCACCAAAUCCAACAGAUCAGUAACGAUUUAUUAUUCUCUCACAUUAGGAAAUAAAGUUUGAACAUUUUUAGGCAUCUUCAAGAAUUGAGAUAUAUUCUCGAUAUCGAUACUUUUCUGAUAGGUGAAUAAUAUAUUAUAACUAUUUUCCAACUAUUGCUUUAAGAUUAUUUUAAUUUAUUAACCCUUAUCAUUUACGUUAAUGUAAUAUGUUUUUAUUGUUAGCAAUAUAUGCAAAUGAGUUUCUAAUGCUUUUUAUUAAUACCAUUUUCAUGAAAACUAUAACCUAAAAACGGUUCUAAUCAAUGAGAAUGAAAUAAAAAUCGUGUUAUAAGAAAUUCCCUGCGCAUACUGAUUAUUGUAAUUCUCUCGUCCAUAAUUAUUGUACUUAAAUUCGUUGUAAAAAAUCUCAAAUCGAGCACUUGGGUGGUAGUAGUAGUAGAAAUCGAUAUACAGUCGAUACAAAUCGAUAUUACAAGUAGGCUAGGAAUGUUUGUGCAGCUGUCAAGUUGGUUAUUUUAUUUCAAAAUCAUUCAAAUUCCUUCCAAACUCUUGUGAAAAUACUUUGAUUGUUACUCCAACGUUUUCAAUUAUUUUGUAACUAUCUGUAACUUCGGAUAUAAAACUGUCCACUCAAAAAAGAUCGACACUGUUCUCAAAAACCACAAUUAUUUAUUUUGUCUCAUAUAAAUACAAUUUUGUUUUGAAUGGUUAUUUCCAAAACUGAAUUUUUGCAAUGCAUAGCUUUAAAAUAAAUUCAUUCUUGUACAAAUUCAUCUCAACUGAUGCUAAUAAUACUUUUACAAAUGAAACCAAUAAUAAUCAAUGAGAGAUGAAACUAAUUCAUGAGUCAAUUCCUCCACACUGAAUAUUGACGAAUUUUAUUUUUAUGCCCAUUAGUCAGUUCCAUAAAUUUGUUGUGUGUAUCAAUCAAAGCUAGAACAUACAAAUUCUGACAAGAGGUUUGUCGCGGCAUUGCCGCCUCAAUGGACACCUGAUGACGCUAGGUUUGGCAGAGAAGUGCAACGUGCAGAUUCUGUUAAACCUCUAUCAACAUUCUCUUAAAGUUUGAGAAUCUACGGAACUCCAGAAUGGUGAAAUUCCUGUUCACUCGAUAUUGAUGACUUUCAAUAUUUUUCUCAUCAUUGCAAAUAAUAACCAUAGUUCUUUGUGUUCCUUCUGAUUGACAUUUUACUCUCCUACAUUUUCUCUAAUCGUUCGGAGUCACAAUAUUUUAUCCUAUUGUUUAUAUGGUCUCCAAUUUUCCUUAUUUCUCUAUAUUUUUGGUUUUUAUCCCAACUUUUUCUUGAAUUUCUAGAUUAUUUCGUAUUUGUUUACAUUUAUUCCACUGUUGUUUAAAAUAUUUUUGUAUAUUGUAUAAAAUCAAUUGAAGUUUGCUAAUUGUAUCACCAUUUGUAUGAAACUUUCCAAAUUCUAUUUCAUUUAGUCGAUCAUUAGAUAUAAAACCCGACGGACGUAGGCUAAAAACAGAUUAUUUGUUCCAAAAUGAACAGAAUCAAAUAUACUGAAAUGUUGUAGUCUAUGCUAUCGUUUCUUAUAAUCUUAUCAAUUCGAAAUUUCUUAUACCCACUGUCGACCUUUUUUGUUUGAAUAAAACUAUUCAUUAUAUAUAAAUCGAGUAAAUUGUUGAUUGAGUACACAGUUUGAUUAAUCUACGAGGACAAUAAAAAUGAAUUUAUCAGUACUUUUAGGAAUUUCCUUCUUCCUUAUAGAUGAAUCAUCUGUAAAAAUGCUAAUUGUUGAAAAUCACUACCUGUAUUUCUUUCUCGUCUGCUCACGGUCCAUUUUAACGAAAAAUAUGUCAACGCACAAACUUGUAAUAGACAAUUAACCAAUAGCGUUAAAAACUUUUUUAAAAUUUCAAUAGAAUUUUGUAGAGAGCAACAUUUGAUAUUCUUGUAAUGAAAAAUAUAUUUGAAAGCGCUAUAAUCAGCGCAAUUGUGUGCUUUCAGUGUAUUAGCUGUAAUAAUAAUAAUAGAUUUGGACUGUCCCUAUAUUAUAAAUAAGAAUUUUCGAAAAUUUUUAAAAGCCUGCCUGUAAGUAUGAAUAAAGUAUAGCACUAGAGACUUGUCAAAGUAAUAGACACUUCCUAAAAAAACACAUCGAAUAUAGAUUUUCAAAUCUGGAAACGUUUUUAUUUCUUUAAGUAUAACACAGUUUAUAUAUAAAAAUUUUUGCAUAAUUCUUAUUUCUUUGACCUUUUGAUAUGUUCAUCUUCUAAAUGUUAUUGAUUUCAGGUCUCUUCUAAUUUAAUAUUAGUUUCUUUUAUAAUUUUAUAAAGACAGAUGAAAAUUUGACGCUUCGACUUCUUUGAGUCUUUAUCAAAAUAAUAUAUUUUACAAUAACUUACUUAAUUCUGAAGCCUUUCUACCUUUUCAUGUGUAAUGCAGUCAUUACGAGGGAUCCGUUUUCCACAGCAGUGUCCAUUCUUUCCUAUUCUGUUUUCUUUUGCCUUAUUUCCUGUCAUCUUAUUCCUCGAUACAAUGAAUUAAGUACAUUAGGAACUAUUGACCAAAAAAAAAAGUUUUUGACAACUUUCUGUUUUGUUUUCUUACAAAAUUUUAUAGGAGAUUACGACCAAAGGUCAGAAAGUUGGAUUACGGAUGUCGAGGAGAAGCCGAGGCUUUAUACUACGUACUUCAGGAGCAUUCAACUUUCUGGCCGCUUAUAUUAUUUUUCUUAAUCCACUAUCCGAAAUUAUUUUCGACUACGUGAUAAACAAAAAAUUUAAUAAUAAUUUAAUUAGGCUUAAAUCCGGAGACUGUGGCAUCCAUGUCAUAAUUCUCAACAUUUAUGUUUUUUUUUUCUUGAUGUCCAUCAGUUCGAGAAAAUAAACAAUUUAUAGCGAUUCUUCUUCUUCUUCAACGGACUUUUCUAGGCUGUUGAAUAUUUUAUUUUCCAUUAUAAUUGAAUCCCUUUUCUCUAAGGAAAAGUUUAAAAAGUGCAUUAAGACAUCUAUAUGACUAGACUGGAUACUUGAACAGAUUUAAGCGUGUUCCUAUUUCUAUUAUAGCCGAAUCUCAUUUGAUUGCGACAACUAGGCUUCAACUUUUGUAAAAGCUGCUUUUUUGGUCAUAAAGAUAAUUAUGCCUGAAAAUUACGUUUUGUUUUACUUAAUUCGUUGAAAACAUACAAAAAUAUGACGAUUUGGGAUUUCCUCUUGUUUGGCUAAAUGACAUAAAAUAACUCAUACCAUCUUUUGUACGUGGAUCAUACUGGUCUAAAGUACCUUAACGAGUUAUACCGCUUUCUCUUGUGGUAUUCACAGCCUGGUAUUUGGUAAUGCAUGCUGAAAUUGAGGUUUUCAGUCUACAACUGGUUGGCGGUGGUCCAAAGUCAUCGUCCCAUAGAAACCCAAAAUUGCGCAGUCAAUAAUAUGUUUUGACGGGAAUGGUCAUUCAUGAGCUGGAAUUUGGGGCCGACUUGCGCGGCAUAUGGAAGCACAAUUGGUUGCAGACAUUUGUCACAAUAACUGGCGGUAUUCAAAUAACCGUCCAGUAAAACUAGGUCUCAGUUCUUCCUUCAAUACGAACAUUGGUCUGUAUCAAAUAGGCAGUCGUAAGUUCCACAUUCUCUGGUUGUUUUAACAUUUGAGCGCUAUCAGAAGAGUACUCCAUUCUGGAUGUUCCCAGUUUAAAGUAUUGGUGUGCCCAUGCUACUCUUAUACCAUUAUUGCCCGGGCGUGAAGGUUGUACUCGUGCAACUUGUUUGGCCGCUCACAAUCUAACUAAUCUGCUGUGAUUGUCCGAUCUCAUAAUGCCUGUAUACAAAUAAAACAGUUGUAUAGAAUACGUUGCUCUUAGAUGGCCAGUACCUAUAUCCUUCUCUAACAUCGCUAGUCUUAAGGUAUCGUCGCAUCAACGACAAAUAACACUGGAUGAGGAGGUAAGACUUCGGCCAAGGUCAUUCAAAUUAAUAACCAGAACAUUUAUUUCGUCGUCGUCUAAACAAGUCACAAUGAAAUGAAAAGAAGAAAAAGACACUACUAAUAAAAUGAUGUAUGGUGGAAAUAAAUGAGAAUAUUAACUUAAAAUUGAAUUAGAAGUUUAUAAGGAAACAAAAACUAGAAGUGGUUAGAUGAUACAAUCUUAAGAAUAGAAACAGAUACGAUAAAUAGAUAAGACCGAGAAAAUUUCACGAUAAAUAUACUAAAUUUUACCCCUUUGAAGACCGUUAAUUCUUAGCUUCAAUACAAAUUUAAAAAAGUGCAAAAAUUAUUGUUAAAAUUCCAUCUAGAAAAAAAAAAGAAUGUAAAUAUGGGAAAAGCAUAAAAGAGAAAGAUCUGCUGAAGAUAAUUAGUAAUGAUAGGUUGAGUAUGUAAUAUAUCAAUAUUAAGUCCAAUCUAACUAUCAACAGCUAUGAUUUUAUUUGUCCAGAACAGUUUUUCAGUUUUGUCUUCAUUUCCAAUCACGUUAUUUAAACUUACCAAACUUACCAAAAAUUUUUUCCUCUUUUCAAUACUUUGAUAAUUGACACUUUGGGUCUCUUUUUCGAGAAUUUUUGGCACUCAACAACUUUCAUUAAAAAUAGUUACAAAUUUUAUAUUAAACGCCACAUUUUCAGAUGUUAUUAAUGUUUCCGAAAGGGUAAGAUGAAAAAAGAAUAAAGAGUAACCACUAUAACAGCUCAUCAUAAAGAAGAAAUAAUAUAUCAAUUUCAAGGUGACCUAAUUCUAAAUUUGAAUAAUAUUAAAAAAUUUUGACUUCAGCUAAGUGUAAGUGGUUAUUUUUUUAUUCCUUCCUUGGAAAUAACCUCACUUUGACAAGUCUAUUUCGGUGUAUUUUUGUACCCAGUAACAAUUGUUUGGAGCGGGUCGGUUGAUGUCUAUUUUCCAUACGUACUGUUGACUGAUUUAGAUGUAGGGUAUUUGUGCUUACCGUUUUUUAUUUUGUUAUGCGGAUGUUGUUUUGACUCCCUGUCGUUUUGGAAGUAAGCUCCACAAUCGAUCUCGCUACAUUUGUACAUAAUCUGUAAAAAUUGCUCAUGUAAAAAUUGUUUUUGUUAAAAUGUACUGUUUAUCAAAAAGAAAUUUCAAAUCAUUGAGUCACCAAAGGUCUUACAAAUGUAUGUAAUUGACCAUAGAGUUUAUAUAAAAAUAUGUUCAAUGGUUUUUUAUUUCUUGUCGAGUUUAUGCAAUCAUUUGCAAUAAUUAUUGAUGAAUAUCGGAGAAGUUUAGACUUUCGAGUCUCAUUUUGAAUAUUUUUAGGGAAGCCGAGUCAAAACUAUUUCGAUAUUUUUGUAAAAAAAAGAAGAGUUAGGUUGUCGCGUUGUUGACUUUUAAUUCUGGUGGACGACAAAAAAGAUUCAAAGUUAGCAAUAUUUUUGCAUAUUACUACCUUGGUGUAUAUUUCCUGCAUUUUCAAGUCCCCCAUGUAUUAUAUUCAUAUUACUCUAUUAAAGUUAUUAUAUAGUGUGUAAAUUUUGUAUUGUAGUUGCUGUUAAAAUAUAUUAUUAUAUGGCAAAUACAA
Molecule: messenger RNA, 13570 nt
Organism: Diorhabda carinulata
Lineage: Eukaryota; Metazoa; Arthropoda; Insecta; Coleoptera; Chrysomelidae
Product: putative transcription factor SOX-14
Exons: 2
Coding region: 610-1593 (327 amino acids)
Biological process (GO): regulation of DNA-templated transcription; cell differentiation; anatomical structure morphogenesis
Molecular function (GO): RNA polymerase II cis-regulatory region sequence-specific DNA binding; DNA-binding transcription factor activity, RNA polymerase II-specific
Source: RefSeq, a predicted model, not a curated record